This is a messenger RNA of Anguilla rostrata (American eel), 5086 nucleotides long. RefSeq names its product retinoblastoma 1 (gene rb1). Gene Ontology annotation, cellular component: chromatin; nucleus; Rb-E2F complex. Lineage: Eukaryota; Metazoa; Chordata; Actinopteri; Anguilliformes; Anguillidae. Gene Ontology annotation, biological process: neuron projection development; regulation of transcription by RNA polymerase II; cell differentiation. The transcript has 27 exons. The coding region runs from base 253 to 3027 and encodes 924 amino acids. Gene Ontology annotation, molecular function: RNA polymerase II transcription regulatory region sequence-specific DNA binding. The record is from RefSeq and is a predicted model, not a curated record.
AAUGACAUAAUUUUGGCGGAUGUUCGUUUCUACAGUUUUCCCGCGAUUUGGGAGAAGAGCGAAUCAAUCACUUGCUACCUUAUGAGCAUUAAUCAACCCUUAGCGGUUUUGUGCUGGGGUUGUCUGACUGGGAUUUAAAUUUAAAACGUUGUUAGAGUGAGACUGUACAGGGGUUUUAGCGACUCUGCUGUUCAUAUUUAGUUUCACAGGUUCCAGCACCGGAUCGUAUUUAAAAAAAAGUAAACUGUCGACAUGCCACCUAAAAAGCGUAGUACUGGGACACCUCUCAGCAAGGAAAUAAAGCACAACGCAGUCGACUCCACAGUCAAGGAUACUAUUUCAGAAUUGUCUAGUGACGGAGUCAAAGACAAGGAUGCAGACUUUGUGACACUCUCUGAGAAGUUGAAGAUUAAUGAUGAAGUGUGUGACCAUGCCUGGAGCAUAUGGGACUCAGUGCGAGCCUCUAAGGACAUUGUCCUGGACACCAACCUCAAGGUCUGGGGUGCUUGUCUGUUCAUUGCGGCGACAGACCUGGAGGUCAUGACCUUCACCUUCACUGAGAUACAGAAGGCUGUGAAUCUAAAUGUGAAGCAGUUCUUUAACCUUCUGAAGAAGUUGGAUGUAAACAUGGACACCAUCAGCACCAAGGUGAAUGGCGCCAUGGCCCGGCUGGAGAAGAAGUACGAGGUGUCCCAUGCGCUUUUCCAGCGCUUUGAAAAGUUGUGUGGGAAAAUCUAUGCUGAGCCACCUGACUCCAAGGAGAAGGACAGCCUGGAUGGAAAGCGGAUCAUUCACACAUGUUGGACACUGUUCCUCGUGGCUAAAGGAAGGGUGCUGCAGAUGGAGGAUGACCUAGUGAUUUCCUUCCAGCUGCUCAUGUGUGUACUGGAGUUCUGCAUUCGGCGCAGCCCUCCCUCCCUGCUCCUGCAGCCUUACAAAACGGCUACAAACAGGCUGGUUCAGCCCAUGACUCGGACAUCCCGGCGCAAUCACAGCAAAGGUAAACCCCGCUCCCCUGAAGUGAACCUGCAUCUUCUGGAGACCCUCUGCAAGGAGAAUGAGUGCAGUGUGGAUGAGGUGAAGAAUGUAUGCCUGACCAGCUUCUCAAUCUUCAUGGAAUCGAUGGGCCUGUCGGACACUGAGGAGCUACCUGAGGUCUCUGAGCUUUCCAGUCAAUAUGAAGAACUUUACCUCAAAAGCAAAGACUUUGAUGCUAGGCUGUUCUUGGAUCAUGAUGAGACACUUCAAAUGAGCACUAUAGACUUUGCACAGCUGGAGAGAACCCCCAAGAAAAACCAGUUGGGAGACGAGCCUGUUGUCAUCCCCCCUCAGACCCCUGUCAGAGCGGCCAUGAACUCCAUUCAGCAGCUCAGGGUUGUCCUUGCUUCUGCCAGUGAUGCCCCAUCAGAGGUCUUGUCAGCGUAUUUCAAGAACUGCACAGUGGACCCAACUCAGGAGAUCACCCAGAGGGUAAGGCGUCUCGGGGAGCACUUCAGCCAGCGGUUCGCUCAGGCCAUGGGACAGCGCUGCAUGGAGAUUGGCUCUCAGCGGUUUACCCUUGGGACCCGGCUGUACUACAGAGUCAUGGAAUCCAUGCUGAAAUCGGAAGAAAGGAGACUGUCUGUGCAGAAUUUCAGUAAACUACUCAAUGACUCUGCCUUCCACACUUCAUUGCUUGCCUGUGCCCUGGAGGUUGUCACAGCAACAUACCGCGGAACUGGAGGGUUUGGGGUUGCUGUGGAAACUGAUCUCUCGUUCCCCUGGAUCCUGGAUGUAUUCCAGCUGGUCGCCUAUGACUUCUAUAAGGUGAUUGAGAGCUUCAUCAAGGCAGAGCCAAGUCUGAGCCGAGACAUGAUCAAACACCUGGAGCACUGUGAACACCUGGUUAUGGAGAGCAUCGCCUGGAGAGGGGACUCCCCACUGUUUGAGCUCCUGCAUCAGGCCCGGGAGGAAGGGCCAGGGGAGCAAGCUGAGCCCCCUGCAACCCUAAACCAGCCACUGCAGCAUAACCACACAGCUGCUGACCUGUACCUCUCUCCCCUACGCCCCAGCAACCGGAUGUCCCCUGGAGCAGAGGCCCAGGCCAUACCCACCCCGCAUUACCCUACACAGGCCCCCCGGCACCCUAGAUCUACCUCUCUCUCUCUCUUCUACAAAAAAGUGUAUCGGCUGGCAUACUUGCGUCUGAACAUGAUGUGCUCCCGCCUGCUUACCUCUCAUCCCGAGCUGGAGCCAGUCAUGUGGACCCUGUUCCAGCACACACUACAGCAUGAGUAUGAGCUAAUGAGAGACCGCCACCUGGACCAGUUGAUGAUGUCAGCCAUGUAUGCCAUCUGCAAAGUGAAGAACAUUGAUUUGAGAUUCAAGACCAUCGUCACAGCCUACAAGAAUCUUCCCAACACCAACCAGGAGACCUUCAAAAGGGUGCUGAUUCGUGACGGUCAGUACGAUUCCAUCAUAGUCUUCUACAACCUGGUGUUCAUGCAGAGGCUGAAGACCAACAUCCUACAGUAUGCCUCUCCAAGGCCUCCAACUUUGUCGCCUAUCCCCAACAUCCCCUGUAGUCCCUAUAAGUACCCCAACUCCCCCCGGAAGGUCCCAGGGAGCAAUAAUGUGUACAUCUCUCCUCUGAAGAGCAGCCGGAUGUCCCCCAGUGUCAUAACCCCCCGCUCCAGAAAAGUAACUGUGUGUGUGUGCACGUUCAUAUGCACACAUCUCUUCCUUAGAAUCCUGGUAUCCAUUGGUGAAUCAUUUGGGAUAAGUUCAUCAGAUAAGUUCUCUAAGAUCAAUCAGAUGGUGAGCAGCAGUGAUUGGACCCUAAAGAGGGGUUACGAUGGAGGUUCUGCCCCCAAGCCACUGAAGAGGCUGCGCUUUGACAUGGAUGGACAGGAUGAAGCCGAUGGAAGCAAACCCAGUGGAAAGUCUACUUUGAUACAGAAACUGGCAGAAAUGACCUCCACUCGAACCCGGAUACAGGAACAGAAGCUGAAGGAGGAUGCAAACUCUGUGAAGAGGGAGGAGCCUUGAAUGGUGACUGGCACGUAGGACUGUAGCUACACCUUGCCAAAACUGUAGAGCAAAAGCUCCCAUUUGAAACGUGCGAUUUUUAAAACAAUUUAUUUAGCCAUGGUCUCACUAAAUCUGUAUGUAAACAGUACUCUGGCUAGUCUUUAAAAUGCAAAAAAAAAAAAACAAACAAAAAAAACGCAUCUUUAUGCAUUCUGUAAUAAUUAGUAAUGUCUACAUUUGCCUUGUUUUUAUUUUAAUUAUUUGUUUUAUGAAUUCUUAAAUUCUGUAAUUAAAAUGUUUUUAAAAUGUUAAUUAGUAAAUAAUGAAGAUGGCCUCAAGGUUUAAGUGGGGGGCCAAACCAGCUACACAAUGUAAUAUUUCCCCCCUAUGUUUUUUUAGAAUUUGAAUUUUAUAUAUAUAUAUAUAUAUAUAUAUAUAUAUAUAUAUAUAUAUAUAUAUAUAUUGUAUAUAUAUAUAUAUAUAUAUAUAUGUAUAUAUAUAUAUAUAUAUAUAUAUAUAUAUAUAAAACCCUACUGCAAGAAAAACAUGACCAUGAACUGGGAUCACAUCCCACCAUAGCAUAACUUUGGGAACAUAUGUAGUGGUGCCAUUGCAAAUAUAACCAGAAUCAAUGAGAUACUGCUGAGCUGAAAUUAAGUGUCCCUUUUUUAUGGCCAUAUUUCACUCAAAAAAAAAAAAAAAAAAGUGACUGUAGUGACUACCAAUACCAAUGGUAUGACUAAUGACAAAAGUCUGUCAUUUCAAGUACAUAAUAUCACCCUUUUGAAUAUAAUUCUCACUUCACACUUGAUGAUGAUUACAUCUGUCAUAUUAAUGCCAUUUAUGAUUUCAAUGAAAAAAAAGGCAAACAUUUUUCUGUAAAAAAAGGCCCAGGUUAUAGUACCCUGUAAAACACCCAAGGGAAACCACUACAGGAACAUUCAAUGCCUUGAGUGUGGUCCCCUAAUGAUGCUGGUCCUGCUGUAAAACUGGUAUUUAAGUCUUGGAAAUCAGGUCACAAAUGUUGUGGACAAAGGGACAGAGCUAAAGUGACCAUCAGUUCACUUAAAAAUGUUAAGUUUUUCUCCAAUCUGUGCGUUGAUCUUUUUCACUACCUUUUGUAGAAAGGCCGUUUCUUUUUAAGGACACUACUGAAAUAUAAAUGUGGCGAAGUUCUCUACAAAAUAUGGGCGGUUGGCUUUCAUUUAGGCAUCCUAGCACACACGUGUCCUGUCUCACAUGUCUGCACAGGCCUCAUGUCUCAGGCUGGUGCAGAGCAGAGCCAGUAUUAUUGCAUUUGCUAUUGAGCCAUAUUGUCUGCUAGACUAAGAGAUUGGAUGAGAAACUACUGAGUAGACCCUGUCAGUCAUCUGACAAUAUUUAUUUUUCUUUGGGCAAAAGAAUGAAUGAUAUUAGUACACUUAUUAAUACCCUUCCAUUUUAUUGGUACAAGCGGUGUGAUUUGAACACAACCCCUUUCUGUAUGUCUUUUUUUGUGGAGGGCAUUAGAAAUAAUUCACUUAUAAUCAUCUCUUGUCUGUGUAUGAGUCUCUUUCUUUGACUUCCAUUUAUGAGCAAGGACUGCUUUAUGGUACCACAGUACACGUUUCACAUGAUGUGAAAUAUGCUUAUUUUUAUUUUUUAAAUGUUAUAUAUGUAUACAUUGGCCACAAGUUUAACAAAAAAAAUAAAUUCUGAUUUCAAUUUGAUUCCAUUUUAAAAUUGAUCACAUUUUUAUCUGCUGGAUGUUUGGAAGACUAACAUUUAGAAUUUUGUGAAUUCCAGAAUUCUUUUGUGCAACAUUUUAAUUUGACUGCUUAUCAAAUAAUUUCAAGUUAUUUUAAGUGUUAAAAAUGUACUACCUGUUCCAUAGUUAGAAACUGACAUAAGAAAUGUAGUGCUAUGGUAAUAUGGCAUUUUUUUGGCUAACAAGUUUUUUAAAAUCGAUGAGUGGGCUUUACAGUAGAGAAAGUAGAAGGACGGUAUAGGACAUGCAUUUGGUGUUAAUUUGGUGAUUUACACUUGUAUUGGUUAAUAGCUACUGUUGUGGGUACAAUAAAUGAAAUGUUUAACAUUU